ACAACAAAAGGAGGAACGUGUUGUGUUGUGAACAGCGUAUGACUUGUUUCAUUUGAUAGCAGAAGAAAAGUUCCUCGACACCGCCCAUGGAAAACAUUCCUGAAAUUGGAGAUUGCCGCCGGUGGUGAUGUUCAAUGAUAGGGAGAGACGGAAAGGCAUGGAGCUCCCUGCGCAUUUGAGCCGAAACGACUGGGGUCUUCUCUCAAGCGGUGAAUUCACCGGGCCCCAAUAAAUGGCUUGUUACAUUUGCCCUUCCUAACUUGUCGUCUUUGAGUGAAGAUUUUUUUCUAUCAGUAUUUGGAUGAUGGAAUUUGAGUACACUGUUCUUAGGAAAGAGGCAGACAUGCAUAAUAGAUGUUGUGGAGGCCUUGUUUGGUGCAUCAAGGAUAUAUGUGGGAUUAUGUGUGCUGCCCUAACAUGGCUACUAAUCUUGUAUGCCGAGUUUGUGGUCAUGGUCGUCAUGUUAAUCCCCAGUCCUUAUCCAGUGUAUAGCACAAUUAAUGGCGUUGUUUUUCAAUCACUUGCAUUUCUUGCAUUUGCAUCACAUCUUCGCACAAUGUUUACAGAUCCAGGCGCUGUUCCCAAAGGAAAUGCUACAAAAGAGAUGAUACAGCAAAUGGGUUUCAGAGAGGGUCAAAUGUUUUUCAAAUGCCACAAGUGCUGCAGUAUCAAACCUGAGAGAGCUCACCAUUGUUCUGUAUGCCAGAGGUGCAUUCGUAAAAUGGACCAUCACUGCCCCUGGGUCAAUAAUUGUGUUGGUGAAAAUAACCAGAAGUAUUUUGUCCUCUUCACUUUUUACAUUGCUUCAAUUUCAAUCCAUGCUCUCUUCCUGUCGGUGAAUCAAACUAUCACCUGUGUUAAACAUGAGUGGAAGGAUUGUUCUGUUUACUCUCCACCAGCAACUGUAGUUCUCUUGCUCUUCCUUGUAUUUGAGGCCCUACUCUUUGCAAUCUUUACCGUCAUAAUGUUGGCGGCCCAAAUGCAGGCUAUUUGGAAUGAUGAAACGGGCAUUGAACAACUGAAAAAGGAAGAAGCACGGUGGGUGAAAAAAUCCCGUUGGAAGAGUAUUCAAGCUGUUUUCGGACGGUUUUCAAUUUCAUGGUUCUCCCCAUUCACUACUCCUCUUCCUCGAAUGAAGCAUGAAGGGUUUCUUUACUCCGUGUAACACCAUUGAUCUUACUUCCAAGACAAAUUAAAGUCAUGAUCAUUUUCCCUCCUGCCUAUUAGUAAGCUGCCUAGAUAACAAUAAUACAGUCUUAGCAAUUAUUUUGUUUUUUAUGAAAAAUUAACUAAUGGCUACCUAAUUAUUUUUCAGGGAGAGUCAUUUACGCACAAAAUACAGCUAUCUGUAAACUCCUUGUCUCUUUCAUAAAACACCCCAGAACAAACUCAUAACUUUUACUAUUGUCUUUCAGAUGCCAUGACUGAAUCAUCUUUUUCUUUUUUAAAGUGUGACUGACUUGUUAUGUCAUUUUCUUGUACGCAAUAUGUUCAACCCUUUUGUUUAAUAUUUUCCUUUUGGAGCAUUUUUCAUUAAGGAAAUUUAUGAUGCCAGGUAAAAUAAACUGGGUAAGAUUAUUACUCAUGUUUUGUUGGCCUUGGAUAUUUUACUUAAAAAAGUUGACACUGUCCAUUUUAAGCAGUAUGUUGCUGUUAGAUUACCUGAAUUUAAUUUUAUCAAAUGUUAUAACUUGAAUGGGUGGUAUGAGUAUAGUACUGUGCAGGAGCAGUAUUACUGUACUUCAAGGUUUAGUAGAUCAUGCCAUUUUAUAAAUAUUGAAAGGUCUUUUUCUUUUCUAAUAUACUGUUUGUGUUCUUGUUUAUUCUGUGAAGAACAGGAAUAGGUGAUGGAGUUUUAAUAAAAUUUCUCUUCCCAAAUCAUGAGGUAUUCAUUAAGUAUUUGAGUGUUAAGUUUAAAUAUUUUGUCUAAGGAUAAUUGUAUUCCUUUGUCAAUAAUUGUUAGAUAUUUUAAGUUAAUUUUAUUAUGAGAAUGUGUGCAUCAAAUGACUGUAAAUCUAAGGAAUAUAUCUAGUCCAUGUGUGCUGAAUGUACUUGUGUGCACAUUUGUGCACAGUGCAGUGUUGCAUUUGCAGAAUGCAAAAUAUGAAACCUUUUUUGAAACACAAAUUAACUGUUGAUAGUACCUCUACAGUGCUGCAUACAAAGCUAAGACUUGUGAAACGUACCUUGAUUAUGGACAUUUUUGUACAGUCACAUAGUGAUUCUCCUGAUGACUUUUUAGUUUAAAUCUUGCUUUGGUGGUGGCAAUAGUGUGCGUCUGCACUUGGUUAUUUGCGACAUACAGUUGUAGUUCAUGCGAUGCAUAAUAAUUUUUAUUUACUAAGUAUUUAAUGUGAGAAAAGGUCAGUAUUUAUUAGGCUGCACGCCUCCCAAAUGCCAUCAAGGCUCUUCAUGUAGUCUGUUGUGUAUCUUGCUUUGCCAAGUUUAAGGUGACAAGUUGUAAGUAAUGUAACAUUAUGUUCAACAGUCACUUCAUGAGGGUUUUCUAUUCUUUUCAAAAUUAUGAAUGAAAUUUGUUUGAACCAUAAUUUUGUUUGCUGUUUUCUUCUGUAACUGUCAAUUCAUGUGUAUUGUCUGAAAAUCUAUGUGCUUUUCUAGGAUCACCUGCUGUUAAGGAAGAUUUUAUCAGUGGCACUUAUAGAAAUUGAUGAUUGUUACCCCUGUAGCUUUCUCUCUUAUGAAACAGUUGUUCCAGCAUUCAAUGUUUGUGGCUGUUACAUUCCUAAGAAAUGUACCUGAAUCCUUGUCUGCCCACAUUUCCUGCUUGAAUUAGAUUUAUUAAAUUUAAAUGAAAAUAAAAUUAUAGAAACCUU
Molecule: messenger RNA, 2834 nt
Organism: Thrips palmi
Lineage: Eukaryota; Metazoa; Arthropoda; Insecta; Thysanoptera; Thripidae
Product: palmitoyltransferase ZDHHC3
Exons: 7
Coding region: 302-1165 (287 amino acids)
Biological process (GO): peptidyl-L-cysteine S-palmitoylation; protein targeting to membrane
Cellular component (GO): Golgi apparatus; endoplasmic reticulum
Molecular function (GO): protein-cysteine S-palmitoyltransferase activity
Source: RefSeq, a predicted model, not a curated record